This is a messenger RNA of Solea solea (common sole), 2656 nucleotides long. RefSeq names its product insulin-like growth factor binding protein 5a (gene igfbp5a). The coding region runs from base 554 to 1360 and encodes 268 amino acids. The record is from RefSeq and is a predicted model, not a curated record. Gene Ontology annotation, molecular function: insulin-like growth factor II binding; insulin-like growth factor I binding; fibronectin binding. The transcript is spliced from 4 exons. Lineage: Eukaryota; Metazoa; Chordata; Actinopteri; Pleuronectiformes; Soleidae. Gene Ontology annotation, biological process: regulation of insulin-like growth factor receptor signaling pathway. Gene Ontology annotation, cellular component: extracellular region.
UGACAAGUGCGCCUCCCCCUCCGAACGCUGUUUGACACAUACCCAUCGUUGUAGGCUUCGCCUCUGGCAGUUUCUUUUUUUUAAAAAGGCAAGCUCAAAGCCACUGAUUACACAUUCUGCUCACACAAGCCUCUGUCUCGCUGCAGUUUGCGCGUAAACGGCACCGGGCACCAGUGCGGAGAGAGACACAUAUACGCGCGCGGCGUUUGGAUGUUUGAUGGUGUUUUGUGAAUGUAGUGGAGCAGCAGCAGCAGCAGCAGCAGCAGCAGGAUCUCUGUGGAUUUCAAGCAUCGGAUGCUGUGAUUUAUUUUUUUAUUUGUUGAUUUCCUUUGGAGGGGGGAGACUUGUGCAAUAACGCACCUGUGGAUGCACCAGCGUCAAACGCUCCCCUGAUGUUUGGACUCAAACCUUUUGGAAAGAAAUCAUCCACCACAACAUUUAGCUGAUAUACACUGCAGCUUUUUGCUUCUUCUUCUUUUGCUCAAACGCGGUGCUUCUUCUUCUUCUUCUUCUUUAAAAAAAAAAAAAAACAAAUUCAGGAGAGAAGCGCGACAUGCUGGCGAGCGUCUCCAUCCUGGUGCUUCUUCCCCUGCUGAGCAUCAGCAUCGGCGGCUGCGGCGCGUCGUACGUGCCGUGCGAGCCGUGCGACCAGAAGGCCCGGUCCAUGUGUCCGCCGGUGCCGGUGGGCUGCCAGCUGGUCAAGGAGCCCGGCUGUGGCUGCUGCCUGACGUGCGCGCUCGAGGAGGGCCAGCCGUGCGGCGUGUACACCGGGCCGUGCACGCGCGGGCUCCGCUGCCUGCCCAAGAACGGCGAGGAGAAGCCGCUGCACGCGCUGCUGCACGGCCGCGGAGUGUGCAGGAAUGAGAAGUUGUACAAACUGCUGCAUCCAAAAGACGACAGUCAGGACGGCGCCCUGCUCCCCGUCCCUGAGUCAGUGCUGCCCCAAACCAAGGUGCCCUUAUUUGGAAGGGACCACAUCAGCAGUCGCAAGGCCAAAGCCAUGAAGCAAGCCAAGGACCGGAAGAAGCAGCUGGCCCGACUGGGACCUGCCAGCAACCUGGACUUCUCCCCACUAAGCCUGGAUAAACUGGACCCUGAGUUCGGACCCUGCAGAAGGAGGUUGGAUAAUCUCAUUCAGAGCAUGAAAGACUCGUCUCGUGUCCUGGCGCUCUCUCUGUACAUUCCCAACUGUGACAAGAAGGGCUUUUUCAAGCGCAAACAGUGUAAGCCUUCUCGUGGCCGUAAGCGGGGUAUCUGCUGGUGCGUGGACCGGUUCGGCGUGAAAAUCCCUGGCAUCAACUACACUGGAGGAGACCUGCAGUGCAAAGACCUCGACAGCAGCAGCAACAGCAACCAAUGAGCCAGUCCAGCCCGCUGUGCUCGCCGAGCCCCGUUCUGCUAAAAAGAAGAAACCUGCCAAUCAAGCUAUAGCACACUUUAUGACUGCCAGUCAGGAGAAUACGGCACAAAUGCUCUUCUAUGGUCAGGUGUAAUGGACUGGGUUACUGUGUUUUGUUUUGUUUUGUUUUUCCCGAUGGGAGCCAAACUGACAAGCUUAGAUAAAAGUCUGCACAUCCCCACUGACCGUGUACUAUGUUUGAGGUUAGCUAACACCUCUUCUCUUUAUAUCUAUAGAUAAUAGAGAAUAUUAUAUAUAUGUAUGUAUAUAUAUAUAUAUAUAUAUAUAUAUAUUUAUAUAUAUACAUAUAUGUAUUGUAAUGAUAUAUGAUGUUGUGAGUCCGAGUCAGACGUGGCAAGAUCACGAGACAAAACAUUUUAAAUGUGGCUAAGAAUCUCUUUUUUGUUUGGUUUUAGUGAUAAAAAAACAACAAUUGGACAAUUUCAAGACACAUUUGAUGGGUGAGUUCUCAUUUAAAUGUAGUGAUUAUUAAUCUUGUGAAUUUUUUAAUAUAUUCUGCCUUUGAAUCGUCCCACUGACUCACACUAUUCUGAUUUACCUGGGGGGGUAAAUUAGCUAAUUUACUGUACCUGUGGGGUUCAUGCAUUGUGGGUGAAGAGAAGCAGAAUCAGGUCAUGUCAUUGCAACUUCAGCACAAUGGCUAUAAAAACAUUGUCCUAUAUUUACCACUUUUUGAGCCAAAUCAGUGGACACAGAGCUGACAGAAGCUUUACGGAAUAGUUUGAAAGUGUAGGCAAUGAUACAAUCCAUUAAACAUUUGGCCAAACUUACUUUAUUUAAGCUUUGCAUCAGUCUGUGCUCACAAGUGGAGAAAUUCAGCAUUAAAAUAUGAAAAAUCCAAUGAGCAAUUCAUUAAAAAAAAGAGCAUACUUGUGAUUUAAGAAAAUGUUUUAUUUUCACAGCUAGACAUGUAUUUUUGUUGUUGUUAUUGUUGUUGUUCUGAUUUUUAAAAAAGUUGUCCUCACAGUGCACUAAGCUCAUUUCUGCGCCACUAUUUAAGUCCUCUUCCACUCUUGCUCGUCCGCCUGGACGUUCACGAGUGAGAGCGCGUCGUAGUCGGGCAACUUGAAAACCCAAGUUUCAAUGAAAACCUUAGUCUGUAUAUGGAAAUGGUCGUUAGCCACAAGGGGGCGACUCCACUGGUUGCAAAAAAAAGAGUUAAUACUGUCAAUUGACAUCAAUUUUGUAAAUGAUGUUCCCAUUUAGAGGAAAAUAAAAGAUAAAUCAUGGCACUUA